GGCCUCGGGAGAGACCAAGGCCCACCCGCCUCCGGGUAGGAAUAGACGCAUAGGGGAGAUACGGCGGAGAUAUGCCCCUCGGAAAACUAGGCCAUGCGUUGCUUCAGUGGAGUGGCGGAUGUCAGUGCCUUAUUUAGCCUUUGUGUGACGGGACUUCAGCCGCGGAAACUGCAGCCAAGGGGGACGUCGGACGAGGCCUCACUUCACUCGCAUAGUCCCCUGACCUUGGUGUGCUCCGAGGAAUACAUCAUGCCGUCCGACGCCAAGAAAAAGCGAGAUCAGAAGAAGAAGGAAGCAGCCAAGGCCAAGGCAAGCGGCAAGAAAAUAGAGCCAAAGGAGGACAAGAAGCCCCAAGUCAAUGGAUCUGCAAACAACUCCAAGAAAAAUUCAAGAGAAACCACACCCAUGACAAAUGGCAACUCUGAGGCAGCAGAGAACCUAAGCGCAGAAGAACUGCUUUGCCGCCGUCUUGAAGAAGACAUGAAGAUUGCUGCUCAAGCACGAUCAUGCACUGGUGUCCUGGGUAUCCACUCACGUGCUCGGGAUGUAAAGAUUGACAACUUUUCCAUCACUUUCCAUGGUUCAGAGAUGCUGCAGGACACCAAGCUUGAGUUGAAUUGUGGACGAAGAUAUGGACUAAUUGGAGAAAAUGGUUGUGGCAAGUCCACUCUGCUAGCAACAAUAGCAAAUAGGGAGGUGCCUAUUCAAGAUCACCUUGACAUCUUCCACUUAGUAAGAGAAAUGCCAGCAUCAGACAAGACUGCACUUCAGUGUGUUAUGGAGGUUGAUGAAGAGAGAAUACGCUUGGAGAGUUUGGCUGAAGAGUUGGCGAUGAGUGGAGAUGACGAGUCUCAGGAACAACUCAUGGAUGUCUAUGACCGUUUGGAUGAAAUUGGAGCCGAUACAGCCCAGGCAAAGGCUGCCUAUAUUCUUCAUGGUCUUGGCUUUACCCAUGCCAUGAUGGAGAAGGCUUGCAAAGAUUUCUCUGGAGGAUGGCGAAUGAGAAUUGCUCUUGCUCGUGCUCUGUUUGUCAAGCCACAUAUUUUGCUCCUUGAUGAACCUACCAAUCACUUGGAUUUAGAUGCCUGUGUGUGGCUGGAAGAGGAGUUGUCAAAAUAUAAGCGUAUUUUGGUCAUCAUAUCUCACUCGCAGGAUUUCUUGAAUGGUGUUUGCACAAAUGUUAUCCACAUGGAGAAAAAGAAGCUGAAGUACUAUGGUGGUAAUUACGAUGCCUUUGUACGAACAAGGAUUGAACAACUGGAGAAUCAAAUGAAGCAGUAUCAGUGGGAGCAGGACCAGAUUGCUCAUAUGAAGAACUACAUUGCGAGAUUCGGUCACGGUUCAGCUAAGCUUGCACGUCAGGCACAGUCCAAGGAAAAGACCCUGGCUAAGAUGGUCGCAGGUGGUCUUACGGAGAAAGUUUCUAGGGACAGAACACUUACCUUCUACUUCCCAGAGUGUGGGACAAUUCCCCCUCCAGUAAUCAUGGUACAAGAUGUCAGUUUCCGCUACAAGGAGAGCACACCAUAUAUUUACAAGAAUCUGGAAUUUGGUAUUGAUUUGGAUACAAGGCUUGCCUUGGUAGGGCCAAAUGGUGCAGGAAAGUCAACCCUUCUAAAACUUCUUUAUGGAGAUCUGACCCCGACUCAUGGCAUGAUCCGUAAAAAUUCCCACUUGAGAAUUGCUCGUUAUCAUCAGCAUCUCCACGAACUUCUUGACCUUGAUCUUUCCCCAAUUGAUUACAUGAUGACUCAGUUCCCAGAGCUGAAGGAACGUGAUGAGGUACGAAAGAUUAUCGGGCGCUAUGGAUUAACUGGGAAGCAGCAAGUAUCACCCAUUCGUCAGUUGAGCGAUGGACAGCGUUGUCGAGUAGUGUUUGCGUGGUUGUCUCAUCAAAACCCUCACUUGCUCCUACUUGACGAACCUACAAAUCACUUGGAUAUGGAAACGAUUGAUUCUUUGGCCGAUGCUAUUAAUGAUUUCGAUGGAGGCAUGGUCUUGGUUUCUCACGACUUCAGGCUGAUUUCUCAGGUAGCAGAGGAGAUUUGGAUUUGUGAGAAGGAGACUGUUACCAAGUGGGAAGGAGACAUUUUGUCAUACAAGGAAAUGCUGAAGAAGAAGGUUCUAAAGGAUAAUGAAAAGAGAAAAAAAAUGUUCUAAUUUGAAGUAAACUACUUAAAUAUUAUUUUGGAAAUCACAAAAGUAUUUAAAAAGGAUUUGGUGAGUAAAAAAAAAAAAUGGUACACCAAAAUUUAGAUUUACAUCCUUUGAGCAACUAAAUUGCUCGUUCUUGGGCAAGUCACUUAGAAAUUCCUUUUGAUUAUAAAGAAAUAGUUUUGAGACUGUCAUGGUGUUCAUCAUUGUCUAUUAGGUAAAAAUAAAUUAAAAGUUAGCACGCUCAUUUAGUGAUGCAUUUAUUUCCUGUAUGUGUGGUGUGAUAUCCAAAUUUUUCUUUUUUGAAAGUAACAGCUUUACAUUUGAAUAUUUCACUGACUGACCAUUUGUUGAUCAUAAUUGAUAUGGAAAUCGGAGCUAAUCAGGUAGAUCUGGGAGACAAUAUAAAAUAUGUAUAAAAUGUAUAAUAUCUAUACUGAAGACUGUUAUCACUGUGAUUGUGUGUGGUUAUUUCUGAAAGGGUGCAAGAGCUUUUUUUCUUAAAUUUUUCUUUUCUGAAAGCAGUUUGACAGAGUGAGAGAAAUAGUUUUUAUCAUUUGCACAAAUGUCACACUUCUAUUGGAGACUUAGGGCAACUGAUUUCUUUUACGAUGUUCAGUAUCUAACCUUUGAAGGAAGGGGCUUGCAUGUACCCCCAACUUUAUGUACUGGUAUAUUUGUAAAAUUGUAAUACCCUUGACAGUUUGCUCUUCUUGUAGAUGUGAUGGAGUUGAAUAAUUGAUAUUUUUAUUUUAUGUAUAUUCUUUACUCUAAUAAAAAUCAGAGAAGAGUAUAUUGUCGUUGGCCAUCUGUCAAAAUUGAAGAGGCACCUUUUCUUGAUUGGAUUGAAAAUAAAAUGAAGAAAAUCAACACUUCGGUUUUAUGUAUGUUUAUUUGCAAGGCAUUUUGUGUGUUGAUGUGAUACAUGUAUUUUCCAGAUUUGUUAAAUCUAACGAGUUCUGUGUCAUGCAUAUUAGUUUGAGUGAUGAGUCUGUGUAAGAAACAUUAAACUUGAAAUUGUUUGGGACAUUUUAAAUUAAAAUAUAUGCUAGAAAUAUAUGUUACCACUUCUAGAUUUAUGUUUGCAGUUAUACUUGCCCUAGCCAUUUUGUUGUGCAAGCAGAAUGGUCCCAUUUAACUGUAACAGACUAGUCCCAGAAUGUUGGCAGGAAUAGUUUAACUUUUCAUUAUAUUCUUUUAGCCUAUCUGUUAUGCUUAUUUUCAAACAUGCAAAAAUAUAUUCUAAAAUCUCAUCUCAGCCAAGCUUCAUAACUUUCCAGAGGUAGAGGGGUCUAAGACUCUUGUCUGAUUGAGAGGUGUACAAGUUCUAAACUUUUAUACCAUGGAAGCAGGAGUAGACUGUAUCGUUCCACAAUAUUUAUAAGUGACUGUAUGCAUACAUAUUCCCUACUGCAUCCUCUUAUUAUUUAUACAUUUUCAUAUCAAGGCUUGUGCAGAUAAACCUACAUCUGCGCUUAUUUCUAUUUCAACCAUACAAUUAGGUAAAUGGAUAAAAGAUAUUGCAUGAUUAAUUAUAGUCUCUUCAAAUUGGCUUGUGACAUUACUGUGAAAGUUUUUUAGGCCGUUCCUGCAAUGCCUAAAGCUUUGUUGGUUAUACAACAAAUACUAGAUUGUACAGUACUUACUCUCUUGCAAGUAAAAGAUGACAACUAUUGUGCAUUCUCUUUAUAAAACAAGCCUGUUUAUAUAUUAGCAUUGCACACUAUGUAGUGCCAAUGUUCUGUAAAGACUUUUGGCUAACAAACACAGUUUACUGUGUAAAAAUUAUAAGCAUCUUUUAGAUGUAUAUCUAUACAAUAUAUCCUGGGAUGUAGAAUUGAGAAGACAAAAAUUCAGUAAAAUCUAAUCAACACA
This is a messenger RNA of Penaeus monodon (black tiger shrimp), 4029 nucleotides long. Its product is annotated as ATP-binding cassette sub-family F member 2-like. Gene Ontology annotation, molecular function: ATP hydrolysis activity; ATP binding. The record is from RefSeq and is a predicted model, not a curated record. Lineage: Eukaryota; Metazoa; Arthropoda; Malacostraca; Decapoda; Penaeidae.